Messenger RNA from Caenorhabditis sp. 36 PRJEB53466, 1174 nucleotides. Lineage: Eukaryota; Metazoa; Nematoda; Chromadorea; Rhabditida; Rhabditidae. The record is from the annotation of a GenBank genome assembly.
AUGAAUAAACAGCUAAAGGCUUCUAGGGCUCCACCCAUUUCGCCAGUUGCGAAUCAGCAUCGUAAGUUUCAAAAAAUUGUCGAAUUCGUCCUAUUUUGUUACAUUUCAGAUGCUCAAACGCCGCCCUUCUCAUCAAGCUUCCGUACGGUUCGUUUUCAAGUUUCAAUGUUACAAAAAACAUGAAUUUUCUCAGAAUCCGCCGAACGUGAACAAAUGGAGAAAAUUGAAUCGGAGUUGUCUGGACAAGGAUGUUCUCGAAGGCGCCACUGAAAGCAUCCUAAAAAUAGUACAUCCUGGAAGCAGCGAGCAGAGCAUAUUGACUCGAGAAAAAGACAGAAAUAGUAAGAACUACUGUUUUGCUUUCUUACUUUCAUCUUGUUUCAGGAAUCCGUGAACACAUUCUUCGUACAAUGAAAGCACCUGAACGGCCGUCAACGUUCGGAAGACGCUUUUUGAGCUGUAAUCAUCCAACCAAUCCCAUAGAUAUAAUCAGUGAAAUGCAACGGAGACGCAAAGCCAAACCGGUCGAAUUGAGAAAGAGUCGCCCUCUGAUGGAAGGCCUUUCCGAUGAGCUGCGAGUCGCACCAACGACCGUCAAGACAGUUUCCACCAAUUUCGUUUUCCAGCCACCAGAAGACAUUAUCAAAGAGACGCUUCGACAGAAGCAGCAGUAAUCCGAAAACCGUCUUCCUUGCUUUUUCUAGUUUUCAGACCUAAAAUAUGCAAACAAGUAACAUUUCACAGUCCGGAAGAGCAGAGCUUCAAGGUUCCAGUGACAUCCGUCUCUUGUCCAACUCUUCAGGAAUCGCUUUCAGUAAAGUUUUCAGUCGAAUGUGACGCAUUCAGUACACCGUCUCGUCCACAUCGAUCGGAAGUUUUCUCUCAACCACCGCCACUUUACAAGAUAAAGCGAGCAAAUUACGUGAUGGCCAAUGAAAAGUCGGAAAUUCCGCUGGCUUCCGGUGUUCCACGUCCAGAGUCGCGAAGAGAAAUGUCAAAACUACAACGUUCUCCUGGUUAGAGAAUCUUCAACUCUUCAGACAAUCUUAAAGUUUUAGACUUCUCCACGGCGGAUUUCGAAUUCGAGUUCGAUUCUCAAGUGCAAUCGAAACAAAGUGACCCGUAUGAGAUUUUCGGAUUGAAACCGAAGGAUACAAAUCACAGCAUCUUUUAA